AUGGUGCUCGAGUCGACGAUGAUCUGCAUAGACAACUCGGAGUGGAUGCGGAACGGCGACUACUCGCCGUCCCGCUUCCAGGCGCAGGCCGACGCCGUCAACCUCAUCUGCGGCGCCAAGACCCAGUCGAACCCGGAGAAUACGGUGGGCGUCAUGACGAUGGCCGGCAAGGGCGUGCGCGUGCUUGUCACCCCCACCAGCGACCUCGGCAAGAUCCUCGCCUGUAUGCACGGGCUGGAAGUUGGAGCUGAAGCAAACUUGGCCGCGGCUAUUCAGGUUGCUCAGCUGGCGCUAAAGCAUCGCCAGAAUAAGAGGCAACAGCAGAGAAUUAUUGUUUUCAUUGGAAGCCCUGUGACAUACGACAAGAAGGUCUUGGAGACAAUAGGGAAGAAGCUGAAGAAGAAUAAUGUUGCCCUUGACGUUGUUGAUUUUGGUGAAACUGAUGAUGAAAAGCCUGAGAAACUGGAAGCGCUGAUCGCUGCUGUGAACAGCAGUGAUAGCAGCCACAUCGUCCACGUCCCUCCGGGUGACCAUGCCCUUUCUGAUGUUCUUAUAAGCACUCCUAUCUUUACUGGCGAAGAAGGUGGAAGUGGCUUUGCUGCUUCUGCAGCAGCUGCUGCAGCCACCGGAGCUACUGGAUAUGAUUUUGGCGUGGACCCAAAUGUGGACCCAGAGUUGGCACUUGCCCUACGGUUGUCUAUGGAGGAAGAGCGAGCUAGGCAAGAGGCUAUCGCGAAAAAGGCUGCAGAAGACAACAAGGAUCAGCCCUCAAGCUCUACCGAUGCUAUUAUGGCUGAAGCGGAACUUACCUUAAAUGCUCCUGCUGAUGUUGACGCAGAUCUACUCAAGGAUGAUGAUGAUGCUCAGCUACUACAGCAAGCACUUGCUAUGUCAAUGGAUGAGGGUGCUUCAGGAGCUGCAGCCGUGGCUGAUGCUGCUAUGGCAGAAGCUGCUGCAGAUGACCAGGAUUUGGCAUUGGCUCUUCAAAUGUCUGUCCAGGACGCUGAGGCGGCUGGUCAAUCUGAUAUGAGCAAAGUGUUUGAAGACAGAUCAUUUGUGACAUCCAUCCUUAAUUCGCUUCCUGGUGUUGACCCCAAUGACCCAUCUGUGAAAGAUCUACUGGCAUCUUUGCAUGGCCAAGGAGAGAGGAGGAGAAGAAAGAUAAGGAGGACAAGCCAGACAUUUCUGAAGAUGGGAAGAACUGAAGGCAAUGAACAUCUAUUUUCUCGGAAAAGUGCAGGCGCAUGA
Triticum turgidum subsp. durum (durum wheat) is the source of this 1248-nucleotide messenger RNA. Lineage: Eukaryota; Viridiplantae; Streptophyta; Magnoliopsida; Poales; Poaceae. The record is from the annotation of a GenBank genome assembly.